AUGAAGGAUGUUUUAGAAAAUAAAAAAUAUGUCUACAAAUAUAAUAAGGAAAAUAGCUAUAUUGAUAUACAAAGAAAUGAAACAUUCAGAAGUAAUAAAAGUGCUAACAUGGAUAAAACUGAAAAAGACAUAAAUGAAACGAAUUCGAUAUAUAUAGAAAAUUUGCAAAUCGAAAAUAAUAAUAUUAAUUUUUAUAAUAACAAUAUUGAAGCUAUAAAACAAGCAAAUGAAGAAAUAAAAGAAAAAUGUCAAUCAAACAAAAAAUAUAAUAAUAAAACCCUUUUUGCACAUUACCCAAAUAUUAGCAUAAAUAGUAAAGGUGAUAAUUUUUAUGAAAUAGACAAUAAAAUAAUUUUCCAAAAACAAAAUACUCAAUAUAGCAAUGAUAAAAUUGGCAAAAUUGAUAAAAUAUGUAAUACAAAUAUAGCAAGGGAUGAGUUCUUCAAUGGAAAAUGUGAAAAAAGUCAAGAUCAAAUAAGCAAUUACAAUAUUAGUAAUAAUAUUAAUAAUAGUAAUAAUAUUAAUAAUAGUAAUAAUAGUAAUAAUAUUAAUAAUAGUAAUAAUAGUAAUAAUAUUAAUAAUAGUAAUAAUAGUAAUAAUAUUAAUAAUAUUAAUAAUAGUAAUAAUAGUAAUAAUAUUAAUAAUAGUAAUAAUAGUAAUAAUAUUAAUAAUAGUAAUAAUAUUAAUAAUAGUAAUAAUAGUAAUAACAAUAACAAUAGGAUGAUGAUGAAUGUGGUUAUUCCUAUGCAUGAGCUAAGCCAUGAAAUGAAUGAUGAAAAUAAUUUUGAAAAAAAUCAAGAAUUACUUAAUUUGGGGAUAAAAGAAAACGAAAUUGCUUAUAAUAGUAAUAAGAUUAUUGAAAGCAAUAAUUUGUAUUCACCUUACUAUAAUACUGAGGAAAAGGAAAACAAACAAAAUUCUAUUGACAUAUAUCAGUUAAAUUAUAUUAACAACAUAAAUAAUGUACAAUUUUUAAAUAGUGCAAACAGUACGAAUUGUACUAGUAAUAACAACAAUGCAAAUGGAAAGAAUGAAUUAAUUAAUAAAAAUAGUCUAAAAAAUAUGAAUGAUAAAAACACACACAUUUAUAAUAACAUUAUGGAUAGUCAGCAUAAUAACAAAUUUUAUGAACAAAAUCAAUUCAAUAUUUUCAGUAAAGAAAAUCAUAAUAGAAAUAGAACAUGGGUAGGGCAAAAUGAAAAUGAGCAAAAUUAUAUAUACUAUAAUAAAGAAACUUAUGAUAAUAAUAUAAAUAACAUAUAUAAUGAAUUUGGUGAUCAUAUUCAUUUAUAUAAUAACAAAGAAGACAACAAAUUAUAUAAUUAUUAUAAGAAUAGUGAUAAAUAUUAUGAACAAAAUAAGGUCCCUUUAGUGAACUAUGCAUAUAUUUAUGAUGAAAAUUCUGAAAAAUUAAUAAAAGAUUAUAAUUUAAAAAUAAUGAAUAAGAAAAUACGAAAUGUAUCUCCUUUGCACCAUAGAGCAUAUAGUAAUAUAUCACAUAAGGGGGGGAAAAAAAAUAAAAUAAUUUCGAAUUCAAAAAAAGAGCGUCUGUUUAGUGAUCAAAAUGGUAGUAAUAUAAAAUGCCAGUAUAAUAAUUUACCAUAUCAAAAAAGAAUAAAAGGGAGUAACAAUGUUUCUUCUUUAGAAAUAAAAGAAAAAAAAAACAUCAAUGAAAUAAAUAAAUUUUUAAAUAUAGUAAAUUAUUAUGAAAAUGAUAAAAAGGGAGUUGGGGAUACUGAGAAUGUAUCUGUUAAUCUGGACCCUGUAAAAACUUUUUUUCCAAAUUUUGAUAAAAAUACAACAAAAUUGAAUGAAAAUAAUUAUACUGAUAAACUAAAUAAAUGGAAUAACAAUAAAAUAAGUUAUCAUGAAAUGGGAAGGUUAGAAAAUUAUACAAAAUGUAAAAUGAUGAAUACUUAUGAAAAAACUGAAUUAGAAAGUUUUGAAAAAAGAGCAAGUUUUAGUUAUAGUGGAAUUUUAACAUCAAUGAUAUCUUCUAUAUUAACACAACAAAAUGAUAGAAAAAUAGAACAAAAUAAUUGCCUAUAUAAUGGUUUUAGAGGUAAUAAUAAUAUUAACAAGAAUAGAGACAAUUAUGAAUAUAAUUUAUUAUAUAAUAUUAAAGAUGGAGAAGAAAUAAAAAAUAAAUAUAUUUUUUCAAAAAAAGUAUCAAAUAAAAUAAAUUCACAAAACAAAAAUAAUAAUAUAUUAAUAUUAACAUUAACAUUAAUGAUUGGUUUAUCAGUUUUAUGUAAUUUUGAUCACGGAGCUAUACCAGUUACUUUAGAAGAAAUACAAAAAGAUUUCCCUCUUAGCUAUAUUGAGCAAUCAUUAUUAGGAAGUUUAGUUUAUUGUGGUUUAAUUUUUGGAACAAUAAUAGCUAGUAUUCUUUUUGAGUUAAUUUCAGCAAAAUUCUUAGUAACUAUUAGUAUCAUUUUAUUAUCGAUAUCAUUAUAUAUAUUUAGUAAUGCUAAUGGAAUCAUGAUUAUGUAUAUAUCUAGAUUUGUUAAUGGGUUAUGCCAAGCCAUACCUGUUGUUUAUUUGCCAGUUUGGGUUGAUGAAUUUUCCCCUGAAGAAAAAGCAACUCAAUGGAUGUCAUAUAUACAAUUAGCAUCAAUUGGUGGAACUGUUUUUGGUUAUUUCUUAGGAGGUAUAUUGUCUAAUAAUUAUAAUAAAAAUAAUAUUUUAUUUAAUAAUAUGUCUUUUGUAACAACAUGGAGAUCACCAUUUUUAAUGCAAGCAUUUUUAUUAUUACCAAUUUUUUUAAUCAUGAUUUUUAUUCCAUCUAGUAUGAUAAAUAUAAGUUCUGAAUAUUCAGAUAUUGAAAAAGAAGAUAUCAAAGAUAAUAUGAAAACAAAUGAAAAAGAGUUUGGAAACCCCAAUUUUGAUAAUUUUGGAAUGGAUGAAUAUAACGAAAUGACAUUAAAUAGUCAAUCUAAUAUAUUAAAUAAUUUAAACAAAAAAAAUAAACAUAUAUUACCAUAUCAAACUCAACAAAGUAAUAUAGCUCGGAAAAACUAUAAUAGAUCAGCUACAUAUAUUAUGGAACAAAAAACAAAUAUUUUAAAAAAAACAUUUAAAGAAGUUAAAAAAUUAAUAAAUAAUAAAUUAUAUAUAAUAAUAACUUUAGGUAUGAGCAAUUUAUAUUUUGUUGUUACAGGUAUUCAAUUUUGGAUUACUGAAUAUAUGUCUGUUGUUUUAUUAACUGAAAAAAUGAAAAUCGUUACAGUUUCAACAUUAUGUUUUUUAACAUCUCCUACAUCGGGUGUAUGGUUUGGUGGAUUUAUUUGUGAUUUAUUUGGUGGUUAUAAAAAUACGAAUUAUUCAAAAACAAUUAAAGUUGCCACUGCCUUUGCAAUAUCCGCGUGUAUAUUUGGAAUUUUAUCUGCCCAUUUAACAAAUUUUAUAUUUUUCUCAAUUUCUUUGUGGCUCUGUUUGUUUACUGGUUCUGCCCUUGUCCCUGUCGCAGUAGGAAUGUUAUUGUCAUGUGUAAGCAAUCAUCAGAAAAGUUUAUCCUCUGCCGUAUCUCAAGUUAUUUACAAUGUAUUUGGUUGGUUUUCUGCACCGUUAUUAUCCGGAAUUAUCAUGGACAUAAUGCACAAAUAUACCAACAAUAACCGAUUGGCUUUAAAGGCUGGUUUUACUAUGAUCCUUUAUUCCAGUUGUAUUGGUUUUUUCCUACUAUUUUAUGCGAACUUUUUGGAUUUUUCUGAGAAAAAAGGAAAUGAAGAAUCCCAUGAAUUAGAGGAACCCCUGAUGUAA
Plasmodium berghei ANKA is the source of this 3762-nucleotide messenger RNA. RefSeq names its product major facilitator superfamily domain-containing protein, putative. The coding region runs from base 1 to 3762 and encodes 1253 amino acids. Lineage: Eukaryota; Apicomplexa; Aconoidasida; Haemosporida; Plasmodiidae. The transcript is spliced from 4 exons. Gene Ontology annotation, molecular function: transmembrane transporter activity. Gene Ontology annotation, biological process: transmembrane transport. Gene Ontology annotation, cellular component: membrane. The record is from RefSeq and is a predicted model, not a curated record.